CUCGGCUCAGAAAGAAUUCUUGGAAUUCCUCAAUAUUUGAAGCUCAGUUGAUUAUAAAUUUGGGUCAAUCUAUUACCCAGGCUUCUGGCUAUUGCCCAAUACCCAGAAGUCAUGGUUGGUGGAACUAGUUGGCCAGUGUUAGGGAUCCAGCCCCUGAACCACCUCGAGCAUGCCACGCGAAUCAUAGCCGAGGCCACAGCACUGCUGGAGUUCGACAACACCAAACGCGCCAAACUAUCAGCCCCAUCGCUGGAUGCCUUUCUCAACAGCGUAAUUACCUUAGCUAAGAAAACCCGCAAGCAACCAUCCGGACAGGAGAUUUUGGGAAAGCUAAACAGCCUACAGCCCGAUCGUGGAGGACAUCACCCUCAUCAAGAACGCCGUCAACAACGUACUCGCACCGCCUGCUCCCGUCGCACCCAAUGCAGCUACCCGCAUCGCCUCCUGAGCAGACGUAGUCCGUUCGGGCACGCCCUUGUAUCCGUCGACGCCGAAUAGCAGAGCCUCCACAACCGCAGGUGUGAAAGACCGUAGUGAAACUGGAUGCGAACGCGGCGG
Molecule: messenger RNA, 558 nt
Organism: Aspergillus welwitschiae
Lineage: Eukaryota; Fungi; Ascomycota; Eurotiomycetes; Eurotiales; Aspergillaceae
Exons: 1
Coding region: 112-498 (128 amino acids)
Source: RefSeq, a predicted model, not a curated record